UUCUCUUAUUAUAUCAAAGUGGCACGAGGUAAUAAUAUCGUAAGAGUUCCAGUUUGUAUCAAUGCUAUCUUAUCAAUAUUUGGCAUUGGAAAAUCAAGAAUAGAAAGAAUAAGAGGAUCUCUUGUUAAGACAGGAGUUCCUCCUUUAAACCAGCAAGGAAAACAUACAAAUUGACCUCUUGCCUUUUCAGAGAAUAUUGUAAAUAGUAUCAUUGAUCAUAUCAAAUCUUUUAAAGGACGCCAAAGUCAUUAUGCUUUGCAUGAAACUAGAAAGUUGUAUUUGCCAGAGGAUCUUAAUUUAUCGAAAAUGUAUAAUAUGUACAAAGAGCGUUUCCCACAAAAUAAAGUUUGUCGUGAAAGCUACAGGAAAAUAUUUGCAGAAAAAUUUAACAUCAGCUUUGGUUAUCCUCGUAAAGAUACUUGCUCAACAUGCGACAAGCUCAAUAUUAUACUUGAAAAUCAAGACACUGCUGCAGAUCAUCAGAUCAUCAAAGCUAGUCACGAAAAAGAACUUCAUUUGCGAAAAGCAGAAAUGUUUUAUACCAGAAAGAGAGAAGCACGUAGUAAUUUAAAAACUGGUCAUGUAGCUCUUGCUUUUGACUUUGCGAAGAAUAUGAGUUGUCCUAAUGUUUCUACAAAUGAUGUUUAUUAUCGUAGACAGCUCUCUAUGUACACAUUUAAUAUACACUGCUUAGGGUCAAAUAGUGUUCACUUGUUUUGUUACGAUGAAACUUAUGGGCAAAAAGGAGCGGACAAUGUAGCGAGUAUGCUGGAGUACUAUUUUGAAGACAUUAUACCAAAAGAUGUAUCUCAUUUGCAGCUUUUUUGUGAUUCCUGUGCUGGGCAAAAUAAGAACUGGACUGUUAUUCGUUUUUUGCACUUCAAUGUUGUGAAUAAAAAACGGUUUCACGAAAUAAAGAUAUCUUUCCCAAUAAGAGGCCACAGCUACAUGGAGUGUGACCGAGAUAUGGUGUUAGUUAAUCAGAAGGUUUGAGCAGAGCUACCAGUAAAUUGGAUGGAAGAAUAUCAUACCUGUCGUGAGAAACCUUCGCCAUUUAAAAUUAUCAAGAUGGAACUGAAAAUGUUCUUUAAUUUUUCUGAUCAAUUGAAACAAUUUUACAAAGUUAAAUGUCCAAUACCAACAUGUCCUAUACGUGAAAUAAUUUUCUAUCAAGAUUUUCCUACUGUGUUACAAUACAGAUUUAAUUGGAAUGGACCUUUUGAAAGAGUUGUCAUAACAAAAGCUAUAGGAAAAAAGAAGCAGUUAUUGCGAAAACCCCUCACACGUUUGUACAACGAGAGAUUGCCGAUCAGCUGUGCCAAGUAUGCGGACCUUCAAGUUCUAAAAUAUUUUUGCAUGCCAGAGGCCCAGCAGUUUUUUAAUGACCUGCCUUACAAAGGUCAGUUAAGUGAUGAUGAAUUAGUAUCAGAAUUGUCUGAAUAUGAGUCAAUUUAAAUUACUGUAACAGUUAGUGAUUAAAGGAAAAAGAUAAAUUUAUUUUGAAGUCA
Messenger RNA from Hydra vulgaris (swiftwater hydra), 1508 nucleotides. The record is from RefSeq and is a predicted model, not a curated record. Lineage: Eukaryota; Metazoa; Cnidaria; Hydrozoa; Anthoathecata; Hydridae.